Penaeus indicus is the source of this 2715-nucleotide messenger RNA. RefSeq lists its product as uncharacterized. Lineage: Eukaryota; Metazoa; Arthropoda; Malacostraca; Decapoda; Penaeidae. The record is from RefSeq and is a predicted model, not a curated record. Bases 481 to 2457 code for a protein of 658 amino acids. The transcript has 8 exons.
GCCUGGCGGCGAGGCGGGCGGGAGGCAUGUGCAGCAGUAUCAUGGACGCUCACCUCAUGUGCACACGCGGUUUCAUGUUGCGCUAGUCCUGAUAUUGCAUUUGAGGAUCUCUUAUGCCGAUGGUGUUGUGACUUGCUUGAGAAGGCUUUUGCUUUUCGGAGAGAGGGAAUAGAUGUUUCGUUUAUUGUUCUCGUUUUUUCACUCUCGAAAAGUUUUCACGAGUGUCAUGUGUUUUUUGAGAAGGGGCGGUUGUUUGCAACAUUGAGAUUUGUUGCAAUGCAAUAUUAGAAAAAAUUGGAAUGAUUUUGAGUUGUUAUAUACUCCAUUAAUUAGAUAGAAGUACUUACCAUUUUAAUUGUUCGUGCAAUCUGACAUUGCAAACCAAUUGCACAUAUUGCACCAUCGUGAAUAUUGCAAUAUAAACCGUCCUGCUCCCUCUAGUGCGUAUUUUGAAAGCCAAUAAAACAAAAAACCUCAAAGAUGUCGCUCCCAACAAGACGCCAGCGAGGGAUCAAGCAGACGACCGUGGCACUGCUGUUGGCACUGCUGUCAGGGGUGGCACGGGGCUCUUCCAGCAUCAGCAACAGCAUCACCGUGGCAUCGUGCCGUGCCGCGUGCCUACAUGUGUUCACGGCACCGAGAGAGGACAGGGACACCAAAUGUCGCCAGAAUUCCGACUGCUUCAUGUGUUGGAACUCCUGCGGCAUCCUGCGACACCAGAUGGACGCCUGGACUACGAUGUGCAAAGAUCACACCGUCUGUUUCCCAGGAUGCCAGAUCGCCUGUGGCUUCUACUUGGACGGUCCACCUACCAAAAGGGGCGUUCCGGUGCCUCCCUCAGACACGCCCCCCGUGCCCCUCCCCGCCUAUUUGCCAGCCCCGACAGUCAAUGGGCGGAGCCAGGUUACGUGGGCGGCUCCUGAUUGGUCCGGGAGCGGCGCCCCCACCCCCGGAGAUGACGUCAUCUACGUCCUGUUGAAGGACAGUGGCAGCGGAUGGCGGGAAAUUUUGCAGACCUCGGCGAGGCAGGCCACCCUCCCGCAGGCGCCGGAGUCCCCGAGGGCGAGGCUGAGGCUCCUGGCCGUGACGCAGGAGGGGCUGGUGGCGGCGUCGGAGGGGCAGGUCGAGGCGGCGAGUCAGAGGAGGAGAGGGCAGGCGCAGAACUAUGAUGUGGAAGCCUUCCACGCGGAGCCUCCUUUGGCACUGCCGAACAGGGACAUCGUCGGCCACAGCGGUUCACCUCAAGACGGCGGCCACGAGGCAGCCCCGGAAACCCACGGAGCCACGCAUGAAUUCCUCUCCGAUUCCUCCACGGCGUAUUCGCACGAGUACCCGAACCAAGCGACGGAAAUCGUUUCGCUGGAUCCUACAUGGACGAUUGAAGUUCUUGGAGUCCAUCUGGGUCCCUUGGCCGAGGUCUCUGUGGGAUGGAGUCCACGGGGUUCGGGGGGUGUCGAGUACCUUGUGUCUUGGGUCGAGGAGUCUGGCUCGGUCUCAGGUCACCUUCUCACGGACCAGGUCACGAGCGAACUCUCUCUGUGGCCGGGGCAGGCAUAUUACAUACAGGUAGAGUUGAUUGACAGCCAAGGAAACCCAGUUCUAAGAAGUCUCGCCACACCAGUCAGGUUUGCCAAGACUUCGACCGAGGCAGAUGAAGAACAUACAGAGACAAUUGCUGAAGCAGAACGCCCUUAUUUGCCCACGACGGACGUGACCAUGUUGACCCACACCGCUCCCGCUGAAGUUCGAGUUUGGGAGCCUUCUACGGAAGAAAUAGAUCGACUCACCGCUACCGCUGGGCUUCGAACUCGAAGUUCUACAGAAACCACAGACUGGGCCACUGAAAUGAAUGCAGAUCCUACAGAAGUUCAGUAUGUUCAGGACACGAACCUCAUACACCGGCAUGUAGAAUUGCUUAACAAUCAUCAAAACGUGUCCUCAGAGGAAAAAGAUGAGUACAUAAGCCAGAUCCUGCAAGAGAGGACCUACGAAAUCGUGGAUACGCGCACAAGCACCGACUUCGCGCAACGGGAGGAGGAGCUUUUACCCGAAGUCUCGGCCAAGGAGAUUCAGACCGACGCCGCCACCGACCGCGUAUCGGAAAUCCUGAUCUGGUGCGCCGGGGUGGGCAUCGGCAUGCUGCUCGUCCUCACCUUGUGCAGUAUGGUCAUCUGGCUCUUGGGUAGAUGUCGUCGAGGAGGCCCCAGGAACGAAGAAUGCCUCGAGGAAGGACUCAGCAGUUUGAGGAGCUCCUUCAGGACGGGCGGUGCCAAGCAGAACCAAAGAAAUCCAACGACCUCGUGGACAUUCGAGAACUUUUGCUCCACAGAGAGAAAGCCGAACCUGGUCAAUGGCAGAAAGGAGGCCGUGCCGUCCGGAAUAGACAAUGCUUCUCUAGUUGAAAAUUACGUCAUAAUGUUAGAGUCGCCUGCGAGUGGGAGUGAAGCAAAUCGCUAGUCACUGUUUGCGUUCGUACAUUUGUUAAAACUAUAAAUAUGUAUAUGUGUAUGUAUUUAGAAAUAUGAUGGCUGCAUAUGGUACCUGCUUUACAGACUUGAAAUGUCUCCCAUCCCAAAAUAGUAUAUUUGUUAUUUUUUAUGCUUAUCUUGAAACUUGUGAACCAUGGAUUGCAUUCAGCGUAUUUCAUGUAUUAUACUAGAAAGCAGAUACGGUAUCCAUAUCGAAAGGUUUACCCCCAUUUUUUUUUUUUUUUUU